AUGAGCAACGAUUCGAAAACAACACGCUCAAAGGAAGUACUCUCAUUUCUUGACCAGCUAGACACAGACCUCAAGACACCGGGCGCAGCAGUGGCUGUAAGCCAGGAUGCACGCCACGAGGCAGAGCAGCACCCGGAGACACAAGCGCAGGUAAAUGUAGAGGAAUUCACAGCGAACCAAGAGCCGCCAUCAGCCACUACAGACGAGGCAGAGAAGACUAUCGCUUACCUCCAAAACCUGGCGCUGAAGAAGAGCAGCAGAGGAGCCACACCGGUGAGCACAUCGCCAGCCCCAGAUAAAGGCAAGCAGAGGGAGUUGAGCGGUGAUGCAGAGACACCACAACAGCCUGAGCCUCAAGCAGAGCACGCUCCAACCCAACCACCAGCACCGCCAUCUGGGUGGGGGAGUUGGUUCACUGCCGCACAGACACAGGCUCAAGCAGCGCUAGCACAAGCGCGUGAAGUAGCCGAGCACACAGCUACUACGGCCACACACACUCCAGCACCCGAAUGGAAGAGCAGGCUUGGAGGAUUCGUUAAAGGUGCGGGUCUCGAUAGAUUAGCCCAUGAUCUCGCCACACAAGGCAAACACGCUCUCAGUGAGGUAUACAAAGCGGUCGUUCCCCCCCUCGCCUCUGCUGAGGUACUCGAUGUGUGGGUGUCCCAUGAUAUGGUGGGUUACGACGGUAUUGCGGAUGUCGUCUACGCGGGUCUGGCUAAAUCUCUCGAACUUAUCGAGGGCGGCGAGCUCGUAGUUAAUACGCAGAAGAGUACAGAAUCUACACGCGAUAUCAACCUUCUCGAUAAUUUGGAUGCCGCCACUCAACUCACACAAGAACGCCUCAACGCCCUUCUCGAAGCAGAGGCUGAGUUGAAGGAGAAGAAGAAGCUGGCGCUAAGCAAGAAGAAUGAGAGUGAUAAUGAGAUUGUCCAUGAGCAUGCGCAUGCGCAGAACGAGAAAGAUAAAAGACAAGAUAGUAAUACUCACAAUGAGCAUGACGUGCUUACACAAUCUCACGCAAACCCUCACACACCCAUCAAACUACGCGUACAGCCCUACACAGAACGCAGUCCACGCCCAGUUGUGCAAAUGAAUUCAGUUGAAAGCGCAGAAAAGGAAUACGUGUGUAUACGAUUCAUGCUCACUCUCGUAGAUAGCGCACAUGGUGUCGAAUGUGCAUCAUUCUCACAAUCCCUUCCACUCAGCUGGAUUGAGGAGGAAAGUUCACGUCAAGGCGACGAUAAAGUCAACUACCUCAUUUGGAUUGAAGGUGCUCUCAUAGGUGUGAUUAAGUCUGCUGUUGAACAUAUUGCUCUCGAUUACCUCCGUAAACGUAACAUUGACGUUACUACCCUCGCCAAUAACUUGGAUUGGUCAGCUGCUACUGCACAGAUUCCCGUUUCAGAUUAUUAA
Wallemia ichthyophaga EXF-994 is the source of this 1413-nucleotide messenger RNA. Its product is annotated as Maintenance of telomere capping protein 1. Lineage: Eukaryota; Fungi; Basidiomycota; Wallemiomycetes; Wallemiales; Wallemiaceae. Bases 1 to 1413 code for a protein of 470 amino acids. The record is from RefSeq and is a predicted model, not a curated record. The transcript has a single exon.